CUUGAGUCUAGAGAGUGCCCGCCGCAGUGGAGGGCCCCAGGGCUGGGCCCCCGGGUAGGGGCACCCCGGCCCACCCCUCAGGCAUCACCUGUGGACACAUGUGGCCUCCUUGCCCAGAUGUUUGACCCACAGCAGGAGGCAGCUAACUGCAGCAGGUUGGAUGUGAAUGGACCCUGCCUGGGAUGGAGUUCAGGGGCCUCGCCCAGGCACAGCUAGCAUCCGGGUACGGGAGCUGAGCUGGCAGGGCCUGCAUAACCCCUGUCCACAGAGCAAGAGCCUGGGUAGCCAUGAUGACAUCCAUAGGGCACAGCAGGUGGAGAAGCACCUGUCCCCUGCCCGGCUGCAGGCUCUGGCACAGGCGGAUGAUCUCCAACUUGUAAGGGUGCUUGAGAUGUGUGUGGACACCCGUGAGAACAGCCUGGGGAACUUCGGGGUGCACCUCCCCAACCUGAACCAACUGAAGCUGAACGGCAGCUGUCUGGGCUCCCUCAGAGACUUGGGUACUUCCCUGGGCUGCUUGCAAGUGCUGUGGCUCUCUCGCUGUGGCCUGACUGACCUGGAUGGCAUUGGCUCCUUCCCAGCACUGAAGGAACUCUAUGUCUCCUACAACAACAUCUCAGACCUGAGCCCACUGUGCCUGCUUGAGCAACUGGAGGUGCUGGACCUUGAGGGCAACAGUGUGGAGGACCUGGGGCAGGUGCGGUACCUGCAGCUGUGUCCAAGGUUGGCCACACUCACGCUGGAGGGCAAUCUGGUGUGCCUGCAGCCGGCCCCCGGCCCUUCCAACAAGCCACCUGGGGGCUACAACUAUAGGGCAGAAGUGAGGAAGCUCAUCCCCCAGCUUCACAUCCUGGAUGAGGUGCCCACCACAUGCACCAACAUCCCUGCCCCCAGGGGACUGAACCAAGAUUGGCUUAUGGUGAAGGAGGCCAUCAAGGAGAGCAGCAUGCUGGACAGUCUCCUCCCCCAACUGGAUGGUUCCCAGGGACUCGCCAGGUGGAAACUUGACCCAGCACUGCUCUUGCCUGAAACUCAGCCAUGGGCUCUGCCUCUGUUGGUCCCUGGGGGGACCCUGCCUGAAGGAUUCCUUCCUGAGGACUCAGCCCUGGAAGACCAUGCCAGCAACCUCACCCAUGGUGAUGGUCAAGUUCUCUGUGGGAACCCCACCAAAGGUCUGUGGGAACGUAGACACCAGAGCAAGGCAUUGGCACCCCCAGAGCAGCUGGCCCCACACAGGCCAGAUCUGGAUGCCAGGUCCUCCACACCUGGACCUGACCCUGCAGACAGCUAUGACCUGAGCAUGACUGAGCUACGGGUCUGGAGGGAGCUUGGCUUGCGGCAUCAGAAGUCCCGACUGAAAGGGCCUGCUCAGGUCUCAGCCCAGGACCCACAGAAGGAUCUUGAAGAGCAAGAGGAUCAGACUGGGACCAAGAAACCCCUCAAGACCCCAAGCUUAGUGUCAGAAUGUUCCAGGACCUCAGGCUUUUACCUAAUCCCUUCUCCCCCUAAGUACCCAAUGCCACCCAAGUCAGGCAGCAGCUCUACCCAUGGAUCUGCAGACCUGCCCUCCAGAAGGCAUAGACUCAGAACCCUGGGCAGCCUGGGGACCAGCAUGGCUGAAAGGCCUGUCAUAAGUGAGAGACUGGCUGCAGUGACUGCCCUGAGAGGCCUGGAGGUGUCCUCAGGAUCCGGUCAUCGAACUCAGGGAUGUCCAAACCCAAAGCCAACACUGGAACCAGCAGCCAGACCCCCAAGCCUCCACUGCCUGCGUCCUCUGAACCCGAUCCCCCCAGCCCAUUCCCUCCCUUAGUGUAACCCUUCCCUUGCUGGGCUCUUUUGAACAGGGGCAAAGGGCCCCCACAAGGACUCUGAUCUCACAGACCCCAGCUCUGAGCAGGUAUAGGUAGGAGGUGGGCCUGGCCCUGGAGCAGCCCCUUUUAGUGGAAUGAAGUCCAGGAUGGGGACCAGGUACAGGGGUGCAAAGGCCAAAGACCAGAUGAAGUCUGAAGAUGGGGAGGGCCCAGCUCCCCAACACUGCUCCACAUCUUCACCCUUCCCCUCCUUUGUAAGGCCUAGCCUUCCCAGGAGAAAUGGUCAGAAGGCCUGGCCUGGAAGACUUUCUCAGUUAGAUGGGGCCCGGGUUGAAAGCGGCUGAAGCUGGGACUGGGCUCCCCAGGUUCCCCAGUGCUGAGUCACCUACGUGGUCCAAGUUCCAAGCUGGGCCUCAGAAGACACAGCCAAGCCUCCCGUCCCCAGUGGAUUUGCCAGUUUCCCAGAGCAUCGUAUUCUCCCUUGUUUUGGGACAGGGUGCCCUUUGCAGAAACCAAACGAAUCGUUUUUUGACUCUCAGGUGUACAGAUAAGUGCUUUACUUUGUAAGCAACAGUUGGUUCAAUAAAUACGCAGAUGGCACUGCC
Messenger RNA from Jaculus jaculus (lesser Egyptian jerboa), 2416 nucleotides. It is a transcript of the gene Lrrc56, whose product is annotated as leucine rich repeat containing 56. Bases 167 to 1810 code for a protein of 547 amino acids. The transcript is spliced from 13 exons. The record is from RefSeq and is a predicted model, not a curated record. Gene Ontology annotation, molecular function: protein binding. Lineage: Eukaryota; Metazoa; Chordata; Mammalia; Rodentia; Dipodidae.